This is a messenger RNA of Symbiodinium necroappetens, 1821 nucleotides long. The record is from the annotation of a GenBank genome assembly. Lineage: Eukaryota; Dinophyceae; Suessiales; Symbiodiniaceae.
AUGAGCAACACCAUCCUGAUCAUUAACAUCCCUGUCAUCAUCGUUGUCAUCGUCAUCAUCAUCAUCAUCAUCAUCACCAUCAUGACUGCCAUCAUCGUCGUCAUCGUCACCAUCAUCAGCAGCAUCAUCGCCGUCACUACCAUAAUUGCCUCCAUCAUCAUCAUCAUCAACAUCAUCAUCAUCAUCAUCACCAUUAUCAUUAUCAUCAGCAUCGUCUCCAGCGUCAUCAUCGCCAUCUUCAACAUCAUUGCGCGUCUCACCGGGGUCACUGCGACAGAGUCAGUCUAUCAUGAAUUGGACCGGGGACGUACCAUCACCCGGACUCACCCCACCAAGCCCCGCUGGAAUGAGGCUGAAUGUGGUGACGGCAGUGCUACAUGUCGGCAAAUGGGUCUAGACUCUAGCGUGAACUUACAGAUCGUGGAUCUCACUCCUUCGAAAGGGCAGGCUCAGGUACUGAUUGCAGGCUCAGGACUGGUCCCGGGCUUGCGGCGGUUCUCUAGAGGUUGUGGCACAGUGCACGGUUGGAGUUUUCCCAAUACGGGCAGGGCAAAGAUGGUAAGGAUGGCCAAAUUAAUGAUGCGAGAGGCCGGUGACAGGAACAAGGAGGCCCACAAGCAGAAGGUCGGACAGCUUUUCAACCAGCUCGGGGCAGCGGAUUCUGCUGCCCAGUUGCAAGCAUGGCCAAUUGACUGUUGUCAACCUUCGGCUCAUACUACCUUGGGCGCCUUCCGCAUGGUCAGCUCGGGCUGUGUUGCAGCGACUGCUUCAUACACACUGCCCAUUCUCGCGUGCUGCAGCUGGAGCCUUCUGUCGCUACUGAACGCUGAGUUGCCUUCCUUGCAAAGGCUCCAACGAUUUUUCGAGUAUGGGACGCAGCAUGAAGAGCCAGCUCCUCCUGACGGCGGGACCCCAGAAGAAGCGAAGCGAAAACAUGGGCAAUGGCCAGUGGUGUCCGUCGAUUUCGCGAAGCCAUCGAUCGGCCUUUGCUUGUGGUGCUGCUUUCCAAUUUUGGGAUAUGCAGUGGUCCGUGGCCUGAGUGGAUGUCCGCAGUAUACCUGGUAUUGCUGGCAAGUAGAGGACCAGACGACUUCCUCGCACCUACGCAACCUCCUCCACCUGCUGACCGCAAGCAUCCUGUUGGCGUGGCUUUGUAGCGUUCCCCCAAGCGCGGCACGAUACCGUGCCUUGUUCGUGUCUGUUGCUUUCUGUGAGUUUCUCAUCAAUAAGGCUAUUUGGGACAGCUGCGAGGACUUCAUGGCUCACAGUGUCUCUGUUGGAAGCACCUUUGGUGCCUUUGACGUUUUUAUUGCACUAGCCACGCUGCUAACACUGGUGAUCCACACCUGUGAGGGUUUGCCGAGCAUGCGCCGAUGCUUUCAGAAGUUCUGUGAGACGAUGGGCCGUCCCACGGCCACAAACCCAGAGCUCUACAUGACCGCUUCUGGACAGAGGAACUACCUUCUCUAUAUGUCCCUCCUCACGGUCUUCCACGUGGGUCUCUUCUUGGCCUUUGCGGAUGACGUCCACGCACAUCACUACUGGAUGGGCUUCGUGGUGGCCUCCUGCUGCAUCUUUCCGACACCUUUGUCAAGGCUCAUGCUGCUCAAGUCCGUAAUGAUGGCCAUCGACGGUAUCGGGGUGUGGGGUGCAGAUGCCAUUGUGGGAGAAGAUGAGGGCGGCAUGUCCGAAAGCGACGCUGACCUGCGGCUGAUCUUGUGUGUGCUUGUGGUCCUGGCGUUUGCAGUUGCAGUUGGCGUCAACCUCUAUCGAGAUCCGUGCAUGAGGUCUAGCAGGCGGCAGCAGACAGACACCGAAUGA